AGUCUGUGCUAGGGCGGGCGGCUCGAAGCCUGUAUCGCCCCGCACCUUACCGCAGUCUACCUUUGGUCUUCUAAAUGGGCGGUACUGUGCGCCAGUUAGAGCGUAUACCGCGAAACUAGAAUUCACAAAGCAUGAAUUAAAAUCGUUGCUAAAUAAUUGUACUGUUUGGUAGUUUUAAAUUCAUUUGUGUCAGUGACCCAGUUACCAGUGAGAUUUGUGUUGUGCUUUAUUAUAUCAACUGUUUAGAAUGUGGUGUAUAGGGAUGAGUGGAGUGAAGUGAGGUGGGGAUUGGGGCGCAAUGAGCGCUCCAGAACCUUUAGUGCUUCAGGCGCUCCAGGGGUUCACCCAGGGGAGCGACAAGUGGCCUGGACCACGAGCUGUCAAGAUUUACAUUGCAUCCCUCUAUAAUGAUUUCCGCGAAGAAAGACGUCAAACGUUGGAGUUGGUGGGUCCGGAGUUGCAGUCAACGUAUGAUGAUCGAUACAUUGAGGUUGAGUUCGUGGAUAUGCAUUAUGGAACCGAUGGAGGCGACGAGACUAAUCCGGCUUUGCUUAGAUAUCAUCUAGACGAGAUACGAUGCUGUAAUCGGAACUCCAAAGCUGGUUAUUUUUUGUGUUUACUUGGUGGUGAAGCAGCGUCCUAUCAACCGGUGCUGCCCUUCAAGAUCGCCAAGGACACAUUUGAACUGCUGGUAAAAUCUGAGUCACCUCAAGCCGCACUCGUUCGCGCCUGCUACAGAUGUAAUGGAGAGGAUUACAAACUAGAUGGCGAUGACAAAUGGUACAGCAACUUAAUGGAAAGAGAAGAGGAGCGACAGCGUCUCUCAACGGUUCAAAAAGCAUUUAAUACACUCGUACUAGAAGCUCAUGACAGCGGCCUAGAUGUUGCAGAUUUAUUGCGAAGCCCCGUUGAAAUACAGUGCGAGCUUGCUCUAGAGCUGCUUAACACGGGUAAACACGCAAAAGGUUUAAUAGUUGCGCAUAGAGAACUUUCCGCGUUGGAACCGGAUGAUAGUAAAUUAACAAUUAUAGCACAUUCUCGGUUAAAAGCUCUUCAAAAGAGGAUUGAAGAUGUUCUACCCGAGACUCAUGUUAUUUAUCUCGAACCUUCAUCAGCGGAUUCUUCAAGAACUGAUGGAGCAUCAGACAGUGAAGAGAAAUUAACUCCAUUCAGGCAAAAGCUGCAGGAUGCAGUUAGUGCCCUGAUUGAUGAAAGCCUUAGCACAGAACCCGAUCAGGGAAAGGGGAGAAAAAAGACUGUUCAAGAAGUGUUUUUGGAACACAUAACACAUCUAAGGAUAUGUUUAGAACACCAUCAGAAAUAUCAACUUACAGUGAAACACAUAAAAGAAGUGGCUGAAAGCAUACUAAACAAUGCUAAAGAGAACUACGAAAAUAAAUCAAGGCACGCACCCGUACUUAUACACGGACCAGAUGCGUCUGGUAAAAGUACAUUACUAACGCAUUUAUACUACAAAUGCGAGGAGAUAUUCCCAAAACCAGUUCUAAGGAUAAUACGAUUCUCAGCAUCAACGCCAAGAUCCGCAUACAACUUAGAACUUUUGAGAGUUAUGUGCCAACAAGUGUCUAUUAUUCUAAACAUUCCAGAGGGUUACUUGCCGAAAGACGCAAGUUUUGACCCGUUGUACAUAAACAAUUGGUUCCAAGGUUUGCUCAAGCGUUGCGAGGAAAUGGAAAAUCAAAUAUUAUUAAUAUUCAUUGACAAUGUACAUAGAGUGAAUCCACUGGAAUGUGACAUUGUAACCGGCCUGUCAUGGCUUCCAAUGUCCUUACCGAGAAACGUAUUUUUAGUCUGCACUAGUGCAGUAUCAUUAGAUCAAUUGCAGCUAACUCCAGCUCAGAAGGAGAAAUUCAAGGUGCAAAGCUGUUAUUAUAUGCUGGAAACGAUCGAGGAUAUGCCGGAAAAUGAUAGCUCUGGGGAGUAUAUUGAUAGUGCCUUUGAUAAUCUAGAAGCUAUGUUCGGAGCUAAAGCGUUUAGUAAACUGGCAGGUUACAUAACUUGUUCGGAGUUUGGUCUCACUGAGCUCGAGUUGUUGGAACUUUUGAUGCCUACGAGUAACAGCGAGGCUGUUAUUACACUCAAGGACGCGAACUUUAACUUUUCAACUUUGUGUGUCGCUAAAUAUAUGAUGUUGAAAUCGUUAAUCAGCGAAAAUGUGGUAUCCGGCCGCAGUACAUGGCGUUGGCGAGCCGCUUCCGCAAGUGCAAGAGCGAGACGGCGAUAUGUACGAGUCCAAAGUGCACUAAGGGAUGCACAUUCAGACUUAGCUGCCUUGCACUUUGCAAGCUUUCUGAGUGACCCUGAUGAUACAGACACAUCAGAAACGCAGGAACCCGGUUGUGUGGAGGAUGAUGACGCGCUCCUGGACUCCACUCCAUUCCAUUCAGCUAGUCGUACUGCGGCGGCUUUUACUCAGCGUCACGUGGAGGAAUCAUGGCUGCAUCUUCUUUUAGCUGGAGACUUUACGAAACUUAAGGAUUUGACUGUCUGCAACUUUGACUUUUUACUAGCGGCGGUGCAAACAGUAACAAUAUCAUACCUUCGUUGCAUAUUGGAACACGUGAGAUGUUACAUACUGGACCGUGAUGUGGAGUUGGUGUAUGGAGCUGUUAGAAAGGCCAGCGACAUACUAACGAGGGACCCUAUGCAGUUGGGAGCACAGAUAAUAGCUUGGUUGAGACCAUCUGUAGCUCGACGUGGAGUACUGGCGACGUUGGUGACGGCCGCCAUGGCCUGGUGUGAUGGGUACGACAAACCACUGCUUGUUCCGCUAAAUGGGUGGUUACAUCCACCCAUUGCAUCAACAGUACGAGUGAUGUCUGUGGGUGGUUCAACACCAGGUGCAGGCGCACGCUUACUUCAACUAGCGCCAUCUGGACAACAUUUAGUGUUGGCACCAUCUGCGGGUGACCCGCAACUUUGGCAUGUCAUGUCAAAUUCUAAAGUACACACAUUCAAAGGUCACUCGGGCAGGAUUCUCUGUAUGUGCGUGACUCGUGAAUCUCAAUAUUUGCUAACCGGUUCCGAAGAUACAAGUGUCAUUGUUUGGGAUCUUCACACACUUGCUGUUAAGACAAAGAUAUUGGAACAUAUUGCGCCUGUAUUGUGCGUGGCCGCCAUCGUGAACCGUUCGCUUGUAAUCAGCGGAGGGGAAGACUCGGCUGUUAUAGUAACGUCUAUUGUCGAUGGGGCUUUGGUAACAAAAUUGGACCACCACCGCGGACCUGUGACGUCGGUGAAAGUGAUUCAAGAUGGCGACAUUCUAGUCACUGGAUCACAGGAUGGCACUAUCUGUACGUGGAGUGUUGAUAACUUCAUACUUCUCAGUACAAUAUCCGCUGGAGUUCCGAUACAUAUCAUGGAUGUGACAGAUGACAAUGUCUUCCUUAUCACACUUCAGGGCGAAAAUGAAUUGCAUUUGAGAACUUUUAUCACUGGAACGUAUUUGCAUCCCCUUAAACGGCACAAGGCUAAGGUGAAAUGUUUUUGCGUCGCCCACGAUUCAUCACGCGCCGCAGUCGCCUGCACAGAUCAACGCAUAUACGUAUACAGUCUUCAUAGUGGACAUCUCCUGCGCACACUUGCAGCUGCUCAUGACAUCGCCGCACUUGCCGUUGCUGAUCAAGAUCAUUUUCUUCUUGCUGCUGGAGGAAACCGGGUGACUAUAUAUUCGUUCCACACAGAAGAUAACUUGACGAACUUCAGGCCUACGAAACAAAUGAAGAGACGUCAAACAAAGUCAACGACAAAUAUAUCUAUGUUGCAGGCGGAACAAAGUGAACUAAUACCGAUAAGCUGCUUGGAAGUAUCAAGAGAUGGACAGCUGGCUGCCAGUGGGUGUGCAAGAGGCCUGGUUCGCGUCUGGCAGCUAUCCACACACCGGCUCCAAGCAACUCUUAGUGGUCACAUAGGCCACAUCACAUGUGUAACGUUUUCGCCAAAUAAUCUCCUGGUGCUGAGCGGGUCUGAGGAUAGAACUAUUGUUGUUUGGCAGUUAGCUGACAAUUCACCAUCAUUGACUUAUAAGGGUCACUCAGCAGCCCUUCAAAGUCUUUUAAUGAUGUCGGACGGACGGCGUGCGAUGUCUGGAGACCGCGCGCGCAAUGUUCACGUCUGGUUGGUGGAUUCAGGAAUAGUUCUGCAUUCCACAGCGUGUCCCAGCACAAGUAUUGAUGUCACUCUUAAUAUGAAAUAUGCGGUCCUGUCCGAAGGCGACAACUCUGUCCGUAUAUGGGCUCUAGCUGAUGGUGAUGAAGAGAAGCGAUCAGUGUCUCAUGCUGAGAGAGUCACGUGUUUUGCUCUGACAUCGGAUUCGCAUCACGUCGUUACUGGCUCUAUGGAUAUGUCUUUAAAAGUAUGGCAGUUGGAUGGUGGCAAGUUGUCGCAAGUUCUAGUGGGUCACUCAGAUAUAGUCACCUGCGUUGCGGUAGCCAUUACGAACAAGACUCAGGUGGUGUCCGGUUCCUGGGACUGCAACUUGAUCGUUUGGGACAUCAACACUGGGACUGAUCUGCACUUGCUGUCCGGUCAUCUUGGAAAAGUCACCUGUGUUAAGGUCACUGGUGAUGGCUCCAUUGCAGUGUCUGGUGCGGAAGACAAAACGCUCAUAAUAUGGGAGACGAAACGAGGUCUGGCGUUGACAUCUUUAGCAUUGCACGUGCCUCUGCUCGGGUUCCAGAUAACAAGUGACUGCGCUCGUAUUGUCAUACAUCUGUUGGAUAGAGGUUGUUUGCCGAUAAUCUGUUUACACAACACGCCAGCCACCUACGUAAAGAUACCAACCUACGCUGCACCCACGAAGGAUGUCGAUGAGCUACGCCCCUUGGCACCGAAGCGACCUAUGCGAAGGUUGUUGAAGAAAGAGGUUUCGUUGGAUACUUACACAUGGCAGAAGAAAUAUGCGCACCUCACUUCAGCAGCGAUGAUGGCUCAAGUGGAUGAAAGACUGAAACGAAGGUUCUCCGUAUCAGCAUCGAUGGAAGAAAUAUCAAAAAUACAGGAGGCGAAAAAUAAAGAUUUAGGCUCACAGGUGAGCCUUGGACCAGAACAGGCAGCGCUGGCGCAAUCACAACAUUUUGAUCAGCUCGAAGCCUUAUGGAAUAAGAUAUCACCUCCAAGACGACGGUCUAAUAAGUCUCUAUCAAAACAAAGUUCAUUAAUUGAACGCGUGGACUCGUCUGAUGAAGAGCACACUCCAGUUGAGGAGCAAGAGCACAUGGUGGAAUAGAAACCUCUUCAUAUAUCUUAAGUUUAUGUAACCUCAUUAAUUUAAAAUAUGAGCUGGUCUCAAACUAUAUUUAGUUUAACUGUUUACUACGUGUUAUUUAAUUUUAAAUUGUGUUUUUAAAUACAUUAUUUAAUCAACAACUUUAGUUAGUCUUGAUUGUAUUUGCUAAGACAGAAAGGAGUUUGCAAAUUUUUUUUAAAUACUACUAAUUAUUAAGAACGAUUUUUAUUACUUCAAUCAAAUAUCACAGUACAAUAUUUCACCUUUGUAUCAAUAUUGUUUACUAUGGACAUGUGCAACAUUCGCAUU
Messenger RNA from Pieris rapae (cabbage white), 5557 nucleotides. RefSeq lists its product as uncharacterized. The coding region runs from base 299 to 5248 and encodes 1649 amino acids. Gene Ontology annotation, molecular function: protein binding. The record is from RefSeq and is a predicted model, not a curated record. The transcript has 31 exons. NCBI's taxonomy places the organism in Eukaryota, Metazoa, Arthropoda, Insecta, Lepidoptera, Pieridae.